Messenger RNA from Echinops telfairi (small Madagascar hedgehog), 2403 nucleotides. RefSeq names its product ceruloplasmin. Bases 112 to 2403 code for a protein of 763 amino acids. The transcript has 13 exons. The record is from RefSeq and is a predicted model, not a curated record. Gene Ontology annotation, biological process: iron ion transport. Gene Ontology annotation, molecular function: oxidoreductase activity; copper ion binding. NCBI's taxonomy places the organism in Eukaryota, Metazoa, Chordata, Mammalia, Afrosoricida, Tenrecidae. Gene Ontology annotation, cellular component: plasma membrane.
UGCAACACUCAACAGUGUCAGCCACAUAAACCAAUUGGGAAACCCUUAUUUAUAAAAUCGCCUGCUUCUGGCUUCACUUCAUGAGUUUUGAGGUCCCGAGAGGAGGCAAACAUGAAGACUCUGUGGCUCGGUACUUUUCUGAUCUUGUUCAGCACCUCAGCCUGGGCCAAGGAAAAGCACUAUUACAUUGGGAUUGUUGAAACAAGUUGGAACUACGCCCCUGACAAUGGAGAAAAGAAGCUUAUUUCGGUUGACGCAGAACAUGCCAACCUCUAUCUUCAAAUUGGGCCGGAGCGAAUCGGCAGGGUGUAUAAGAAGGCCCUGUAUCUUCAGUACACAGAUGGCACCUUUGGGACAGUUAUAGAAAAGCCACCCUGGCUGGGGUUCUUGGGCCCGAUUAUCAAAGCCGAGACUGGAGAUAAAGUGUUUGUACACCUAAAAAACUUUGCCUCCCGGCCCUAUACCUUCCACACGCAUGGAGCAACUUACUAUAAAGACCACGAGGGGGCCAUCUACCCUGAUAACACCACGAAUCUCCUAAAAGCGGAUGAUAAAGUGUACCCCGGCCAGCAGUACACGUACAUAUUGCAUGCCACUGAAGACCAAAAGCCCGGUGAGGCAGACAGCAACUGCGUGACCAGGAUUUACCAUUCCCACAUUGAUGCGCCAAGAGAUAUCGCCUCCGGGCUCAUCGGGCCUUUCAUACUCUGCAAGAAAGAUUCCCUGGAUAAAGAAAAAGAAAAAAAUAUCGACCAAGAAUUUGUGGUGAUGUUUUCUGUGGUGGAUGAAAAUUUCAGCUGGUACCUAGAAGACAACAUUAAAACAUACUGCUCUGAACCAGAGAAAGUUGACAAAGAUAAUGAAGACUUCCAGGAGAGCAACAGGAUGUAUUCGGUGAACGGAUACACCUUUGGAAGUCUGCCGGGACUCAGCAUGUGUGCGGAGGACAGAGUGAAGUGGUACCUCUUCGGAAUGGGCAAUGAAGUGGACGUACACGCUGCUUUCUUUCACGGGCAAGCGCUGACCAACCAGAACUACCGGGUGGAUACGAUCAACCUGUUUCCUGCUACCCUGUUGGAUGCGUUCAUGGUGGCUCAGAACCCUGGCGAAUGGAUGCUUAGCUGUCAGAAUUUGAACCAUCUCAAAGCUGGCCUCCAGGCCUUCUUCCAAGUCCGGGACUGUCAGAAGUCUCCUGCGGAGAAUGGUGCCCUGAGCAAGACUGUCCGACACUACUACAUCGCCGCCGAGGAGAUCAUCUGGCACUACGCGCCUUCUGGAAUAGAUGUCUUCACCAAAGAAAACGUAACUGCACCUGGAAGUGAGUCAGAAGUAUUUUUCGAACAAGGCGCUACAAGAAUCGGAGGCGCUUAUAAGAAGCUGGUGUACCGGGAAUAUACAGAUGCCUCCUUUGCAAAUCGGAAGGAGAGAGGCCCAGAGGAGGAGCAUCUUGGCAUCUUGGGUCCUGUCAUUUGGGCCGAGGUGGGAGAUACCAUCAGAGUGACCUUCCACAACAAGGGCCCUUUUCCCCUCAGCAUCGAGCCCGUUGGUGUGAGAGUCAGUAAGAACAAGGAGGGCACCUACUACGCGUCCCAUUACAACUCCCCCCAUGGAAGUGCGCCCCCUCCUCCCGCUGCCCAUGUGGCACCUGAAGAAACAUUCACCUAUGAGUGGACUGUCCCCCCAGAAGUAGGACCCACUUAUGCUGACCCUGUCUGCCUGUCUAGGAUGUAUUAUUCUGCUGUGGACCCCACCAAAGACAUAUUCACUGGGCUGAUUGGGCCGAUGAAGAUAUGCAAGAAAGGAAGUUUGCAUGAAAAUGGGAGACAGAAAGAUGUCGACAAGGAGUUCUAUUUGUUUCCCACCGUGUUUGAUGAGAAUGAAAGCUUACUCCUGGAUGAUAAUAUUAGGAUGUUUACUACUGCACCUGAUCAGGUAGAUAAGGAAGAUGCAGACUUUCAAGAAUCGAAUAAGAUGCACUCCAUGAAUGGAUUCAUGUACGGGAAUCAGCCCGGUCUCAGCAUGUGCGAAGGAGAUUCCGUCGUCUGGUACCUAUUCAGUGCUGGCAACGAGGCCGACAUCCACGGGAUCUACUUUUCAGGAAACACCUAUCUGUCCAGACAACAAAGGAGAGACACAGCAAACCUCUUCCCCCAGACAACGCUGACACUCCUCAUGCAGCCGGACACACAAGGGACGUUUGAUGUUGAGUGCCUCACAACGGACCACUACCUAGGCGGCAUGAAGCAAAAAUACACUGUGAACCACUGCGGCCAUCAAUCGCAGGACUCCACAUACUACACGGGAGAGAAGACCUACUACCUGGCGGCAGUGGAGGUGGAAUGGGAUUAUUCCCCACACCGGGAGUGGGAAAAGGAGCUGCAUCGUUUACAAGAGCUAAAGUAA